AUGGUUCUGCUGGCGUCCGGCUCACGCGUGACAAAACUCGGCGCUGCUGCGUUCUACGGGAUGCGGAACACAGGACCACUGGUUGCCAUCUGCUCGAGCUCCAUAUCUCGCUCAUUACUCAGAAGAUUACCUUCGAGUGCAGUGGGCAGGACUAUGCGAAGUCGUCCAACAAGUGUACGAUUUUGCGGAGGUCGCUUUCCAUGUGACUACGUUCUUCCGAAAAUAACGGUGCCAUCGUUGAUCAUGAAUGGAGGACAAGACCGUUUUUGUUCCGAUCCAAAAACGUGUUUCCUUUCUGUGCUCAAGAAUGCAAGGUGA
Ostertagia ostertagi is the source of this 318-nucleotide messenger RNA. The record is from the annotation of a GenBank genome assembly. NCBI's taxonomy places the organism in Eukaryota, Metazoa, Nematoda, Chromadorea, Rhabditida, Trichostrongylidae.